AUGAUGGGUGACUCUGAAUCCCCAUUGGACAACCUUGUUCGCAGGACGUCGAAACGCAAUGAGACUCCGACGACGUCGUAUGCGAGACUGCCACCCAACUCUCCGCUAUUGCACAGCGACUUUGCACGACAAUCAACGGCGACGGCAUCGUCCAACACGGACAACAACUCGUACCUGCGAUCAUCGUACCAAGAGUCAGAAUUUGACUAUCACCGGUACUAUGGCUACGAGGAGGACGAGCAGAAUGUUGCUAGGGAAUCAUGGCAGACGACGAGGGGGGGAGAGGAAGUACCUACGGUGGUUGUGUCGUCUCCAGAUGGACAAGUGCCGAGGGCGGGACGUAUGGCGAUUGUCAAGCCGAUUGGUACAAACUUUUCUCGACCUGGACGGAGUGUGGACGAUUUGCAAGAGCAAAAGCGACAUGUAUUGGAGAGGAAUCGGGUACAGCGAACAGGAUCGCCUGCUAGCUUGUAUUCGACAUACUCGUACUAUCCGUAUGACAGUGCGGUACCUUUGCCCACCGGACUAGUGAUGCCUACACCUAUACCUGGGAGUACGGCUACACCGAGGACUAUGAUGACUACGCCUACGCUAACGAUAACGGCUCCGCCGAGGGAAAGAACAUCAACAUCAACAGCGCAAGAAUACCUCCAACUCGGGAUCCAACACCACGAAGCGAACCGACUGCGAGAGUCUGCGGUGUGCUUUGAAAAGAGUGCCAAGGAAGGAGGAGGGUGCGGAGUGGGGAUGUUGAUGUGGGGAUUGACGUUGCGACAUGGAUGGGGAUGUGAAAAGAACGAAAAGAUCGGGUUCAAGUGGCUUCGACGGGCAGCAGAGAGUGCUGUAGAAGACUUGGAGAGUGCACGAGGGGGAGGAGAAUGGAGUGCUGUUCGGAGUGAGCUGGUUCUGGCUAUCUACGAAGUCGGACAGUGUUUCUUUCAUGGAUGGGGAGUGGUUAAAGACCAAAAGAUGGCAGUAAGUUAUUACAGGGUUGCAGCCAGGAUUGGAGACUCGGAUGCUCAGGUUGAUCUAGCAUUCUGUCUGGCAAAUGGAAAGGGAUGCAAAAAGGAUAAAAGAGAGGCAGCUAAAUGGUACAGGGCUGCUGUGAAUCAAGGUCAAAGUGAUAUAGGCUUAGCUUGGAUUUACAAACACAAAUACCAAUAAUGACAAUCAUCCACCAUUCAAA
Messenger RNA from Laccaria bicolor S238N-H82, 1186 nucleotides. RefSeq lists its product as uncharacterized. Lineage: Eukaryota; Fungi; Basidiomycota; Agaricomycetes; Agaricales; Hydnangiaceae. Gene Ontology annotation, molecular function: protein binding. The transcript has a single exon. Bases 1 to 1164 code for a protein of 387 amino acids. The record is from RefSeq and is a predicted model, not a curated record.